AUGACUUCUGGUAUGAAAGACAACAAUAAUAGAACUACGAUCUAUGUUGGUGGACUAGACGAUCAAGUAAAUGAGCAAAUCUUACAUGCAGCAUUUAUUCCGUUCGGUGACAUAGUAGAGAUUCAAAUACCACCAGAUCCAGCAUCUCAUAAUCAACAUCGCGGAUUUGGCUUUGUGGAAUUUGAAGAAGCAAGUGACGCACAAGCCUCAAUAGAUAAUAUGAAUUUAUCAGAACUAUAUGGUAAAGUAAUAAAAGUUAAUUUAGCGAGACCAAUUCGAAUUAAAGAUGGAAGUAUGAGAGCAGUAUGGUCCGAAGAUGCGUGGCUACAAAAAUACGCGCUUAAAUCUGCUGAUCCGAAUGUACCUUAUGAAUCAGAUGAAAAUGAAGGAGAUAAGCAGCAACAAGAAGGGAAAUCAGAUGCAACACAAAUGAAAUCUCCCGAACAAUAA
Molecule: messenger RNA, 450 nt
Organism: Rhizophagus irregularis DAOM 181602=DAOM 197198
Lineage: Eukaryota; Fungi; Glomeromycota; Glomeromycetes; Glomerales; Glomeraceae
Product: Peptidyl-prolyl cis-trans isomerase cyp10
Molecular function (GO): RNA binding
Source: RefSeq, a predicted model, not a curated record